Messenger RNA from Prunus dulcis (almond), 842 nucleotides. RefSeq names its product protein TPX2. Gene Ontology annotation, cellular component: mitotic spindle; nuclear microtubule. Gene Ontology annotation, molecular function: microtubule binding; protein kinase activator activity. The transcript is spliced from 7 exons. Gene Ontology annotation, biological process: mitotic spindle assembly; regulation of mitotic spindle organization; activation of protein kinase activity. Lineage: Eukaryota; Viridiplantae; Streptophyta; Magnoliopsida; Rosales; Rosaceae. The coding region runs from base 82 to 597 and encodes 171 amino acids. The record is from RefSeq and is a predicted model, not a curated record.
ACAAGUACCAAUCUCCAAACCUUGUUAUAUAAACUCAUCACUUCCAUUAAUUAGCAUGCACACCAAAUAUAUUUACACGUUAUGUUGAAGCCACACACCAAAUCUACUCUUAAGUUUGUGAAGACUGCUUCUCAGUCUCCAACGAGUUCAUGGAGCUCAAAUUCUGGAGGAAUGCCAAAAUAUGAAGGUAAAGAGCGUCUCCAUGACAAAUCUAAGUCUUCUCAGAAGUCUCCUACAAAAGAAAAUACCAAACCUCAAGAAAUUAGACUCCACACUCAACAAAGAGCAACCAGACGAGCAACGUUCAACUACAUGGUUGCAGCCAAGCUGAGCAUCUUGGAGCAGCGUAGAAAACAAGAAGAGAUGUUGCAGAAGAUGAUAGAAGAGGAAGAGAUUCGCUUACUGAGAAAGGAGAUGGUUCCAAGGGCUCAAUUGAUGCCCCAUUUUGACAGACCUUUCGUUCCCCAGAGAUCAAGAAGGCCCUUGACAGUUCCUAGGGAACCAAGUUUCAUGAGCAGCAAGUGCUUCGGCUGCAACUCUAGCAGUGGCUUCUACAAUUUCCAGCACACAACUCAAGCUAUGAACCCCAUCAAGUAGCCGACCAUACCUACUCUAAGCACCACCUCGAAUUAAUAGAUUUAUUUCUUAAUUAGUAUACAAACUCCCCCCUGAGCUGCUGCCUUCAUGCAUAUAACGCCUUUAAUUUCUUCUUUUUGAGAUCCUUUUUCUUGCAUAGUUGCUAAAAUUCCAGUGUAACUGGAUAGCUGUAAUCUAGUUGACCCUGAAGGGGAAUUGCUAGUGAUCAUAUUCUCCACAGUAAUCAAUAAAGUGAGAGUUUUUCU